This is a messenger RNA of Periophthalmus magnuspinnatus, 5436 nucleotides long. RefSeq names its product jade family PHD finger 1 (gene jade1). The transcript has 11 exons. Gene Ontology annotation, cellular component: histone acetyltransferase complex. Lineage: Eukaryota; Metazoa; Chordata; Actinopteri; Gobiiformes; Gobiidae. Gene Ontology annotation, biological process: regulation of transcription by RNA polymerase II. The record is from RefSeq and is a predicted model, not a curated record. The coding region runs from base 392 to 2755 and encodes 787 amino acids.
AGCAGGGGACGGUGCAGCUGCGUCACCCACACACCCACAUCCACGUUGUUUACACUUGAACGGCCUCAGGGCAACGUGGCUGUGCUUCGCGUCCCCGCUGCGGGAUUACCGUGAUUGUGCAUUUUCCUGCAGUUUCCGCUCGUCUUUUGUGGAAAGUACACUGUGUACUGUGUCCUCCACUUUAGCCGAGGCGGUGCUGCCCUCGCGUGUCGCCGGGCGGAGGUGCAGUGAAGCCGGGGCUGGUCCAGCUCUCCGCCCCGCUACCGUUUGUGUCAGGCGGAACUCUGCAAACUGCGCUGCACCAAAGUGUGGCCCCGGUUCUGAUCGGCCUGUGCUCUGUAAUUCCACUUCCCUGGUUUUUGCAUUAAAUUUGGGUGUCGCUCCGCGGACGAUGAUGAUGAAGAGGAGCAGGCAUCCGAGCAGCAGCGAAGACUCUGACAAUGGCAGUAACUCCACCUGCUGGUCACAUUCAUCUCAACACAGACGAGGGACAGGACAGAAGCCCUCAGAGGUGUUCCGUACUGACCUGAUCACAGCCAUGAAGGUGCCGGAUUCAUAUGCCCUGAAUCCGGAGGACUUCUACUUCUUGGCCGACCCCUGGAGGCAGGAGUGGGAGAAGGGGGUGCAGGUCCCCGUCAGUCCCCACUCCAUCCCACAGCCCCUGGUCAGAGUGCUGUCGGAGAAGGGGAAGGAGGUGAUGUUUGUGCGUCCCAAGAAGCUGAUCCGGACGUCGGGCUCGGAGGCUCUGGGAUACGUGGACAUCCGGACUCUGGCGGAGGGAAUGUGCCGAUAUGACCUGGAUGAGGAGGACGUAGCCUGGCUGCAAGAGGUCAACCAGGAGUUCAGCGACAUGGCGUUGCCUCGUGUGGAUGAGGCGUCCAUGGAGCGUGUGCUGGAGGAGCUGGAGCGGCGUUGUCACGAGAACAUGGCAGUCGCGGUAGAGACGCAGGAAGGGCUGGGCAUCGAGUUUGACGAGGAUGUGGUGUGUGACGUGUGCCGCUCGCCCGAUGGAGAAGAGAACAACGAGAUGGUCUUCUGUGACAAGUGCAACAUCUGCGUGCACCAGGCCUGUUAUGGGAUCCAGAAGGUGCCCACCGGGAGUUGGUUGUGUCGAAUCUGUGCCCUGGGGAUCCUCCCGAAGUGUCAGCUCUGUCCAAAGAACGGAGGAGCCAUGAAGCCGACUCGCAGUGGGACGAAGUGGGUCCAUGUCAGCUGUGCCCUGUGGAUACCUGAGGUGAGCAUUGGGAACCCAGAGAAGAUGGAGCCGAUCACAAACGUGUCUCACAUCCCCAGUAACAGAUGGGCCCUGAUCUGCUGCAUCUGCAAAGAGAAGACGGGGGCCUGCAUCCAGUGCUCGGCCAAGAACUGCCGCUCUGCUUUCCACGUGACCUGCUGCCAACACGCUGGCCUUGAAAUGAACACGAUUCUGACCGAAGAGGAGGAGGUCAAAUUUAAAGCGUUCUGCCCCAAACACUCAGGUCUGGAGGAGUCUGAAGAUGGACAGGACCCAACCGGGGACGGUCAAAGCCCCAAGAACUCCAAACGAACCAACAAAAGAGAUGAGGAGAGCGUCGCCGAAGCGGAAAAGAGGGUGAAUCUACGGAAACUGAAGCUACAAGAGAUGGAGGAUGAGUUUUAUAAAUUUGUGGAUCCAGAGGAGGUGGCAACGCAUUUGAAAGUCGCCCGGGAAACAGUGGACUUCCUGUUUCAGUACUGGAAGCUGAAGCGAAAAGCGAACUUCAACCGGCCGCUGGUGACGCCCAAAAAAGACGAAGAGGACAGUUUGGCACGACGUGAACAGGAAGUGUUGAGAAGGAGGCUCCAGCUUUUUACGCAUCUGAGGCAGGACCUGGAGAGGGUGCGUAACCUGACCUACAUGGUGACCCGGAGGGAGAAGAUGAAACGCUCCAUGUGGAGGAUCCAGGAGCAGAUCUUUCAACACCAGGUCCGACUUCUGGACCAUAAACUGCACUCAGGCGACCCGUCGGCCAAAGACCUGGAGCAGCUGCUGUCUCUUGGCCUGGUCUCGUCUCAGUCCACUCUGAAUCACACCUCUUCCUCAACGUCCCGGAAAUCCAAACAUCACAAGAAGAAGAAACGCAGGAAAAGCCACGAACAGAGAGAUUUAGCACAUUCAAGUCCAUCUGAAAAAGCCACACUCCAAACCCAUAGCCAAACCCAUAGCCAAACUGCUAACGAUGUCACUUGUGAGGCUCUGGAGGCUAAAUUUGAACUGCAAAAUGAGGAAAUCCAACCCCAAAAUUUUGAGCAAGAUGUUGCCAUAAAAGUUGAAGGCAAAAGAAAUGAAGAUGGUGAAGUUUUAAGGCAUAAACGCAAUCUCAAAAAGCAAGAAAAACGGAAAAAAACUACACAAAAUGGAUUCAAAGACCGCCAGUUGUCCAUACACUUGGUAGACAUUCGCCAUAAGGAUUCUGAUAGCUACGUUAUGUACGGAGACUGGGACGCUAAUGAUGCUAAUGUGCGGCUAAAGGCUAACCCAAUAGUUCCAAAUGGGUUGUCGAAGAAACAUCAAGCUAACGGCACGGCUAACGGGAGAAGUUGGGGGAAAUUCAGGAUCCCGAAACGGAAAUUUGAAAACGAGGAUUUGAACAAGCAGCGUAAGGCUAUGCUAAAGCCGCUAACAAACUCGAAACAGCGACUGGAUGCUGAUUCUGAUUUGAAACGUUGCAACGGGAAUGAAGGUACGCUAACUCGACGCUAUGAUUUUAUCCGCCGCGGAGUACUAGCGUCCUGAUAGCGAAAAUGAGGUGUUCCGCGUAGAAAAACAAAAAGCUCUUUACAUAUUUUGUGAUAAUGCCUAGAGUAAGCCAGAGGUGAUAUUUAUUUUGUAUGUUGCUACAUAUUUGGAAUUAUUUUGAGCUAGGAUUAUUUUUUCAAUGUUAGAGAUGUCAAGUUGCCAUAUGAGGUGGAAAAGCUCAGCAGUUUGAAGUGCGUUUGAAUGAGUUCACAGGCAACCACAAAUCCAAGAUUCGUGGUUAUAUUUUCCUUUUUCAAUUUAGACUGAAUAGUUUUUUUUAAAUAGUGAAAAUUCAAAAGAUGGUUUAUUCCAGUUCGAUAUAAAUUGGAUAGCACAUAAUUUAACUCCCAACAGAGGGCGACAUUACCAAUGGAAAGGUUUUUUGUUUAUAUAUAUAUAUUUUAUACCAUAAAACUGGUACCAGAUUUCCACAACAUAAUCCUUGAAGGAUAUGUUUGGAGUGCUCAGAUCCCAGCCAGCCAAUAGCGAUGAAUAAUCUAGGAGAAAAUGUGUAACUGUCCAGAAGAAUUGACCAAAAGAAAUAUGACAAAAUAGUACAAAAAUCACAUUUCAGAACAUGUUCAAAACAUGUACAGAUCUAAUCUACAGGGAUAACAUGCAGAAUAAGACACACAGGGACAUUUCAGAACAUGUUUGUACAGAUCUAAACUACAGGGUUAGCAGGGUUAACAUUGGAGUUUUCAUACUUACAAGCGCUGUACCUGACUUUUAUUUCUUUAAGAAUGUUAAAAACAGCUAGUUCACUUAACAGUUUGGUCCAAAGUUAUUUCUCACUUACCUCAUGCAUUCAGAACACCCUAAUUAUUCACCAUGAUGAGUUUAUAAGCACUUUUCACAACUUUUAGAGACCAGAGCUGAGUUUUGUCAUAACAGUAAAGCUAACAACUAGCAGGCUAACUCGCACUUCCUGAUUCUCGAACAAUAAAACGCUUUAUAAAUGGAUGCAGGCUUAUUCUAGGAGCAGCUUACACAAUACAUCUGCACUGGGAAAGACACAUUUUGGUCAAAUACACUGGGCAAAUCUGGUACUACAGAUUUUUUGCCACCCCAAUUCAUUUUUACUAUUCAAAUAUUUUUCAGUAUUAUUGCGCUGGUUCUUGGACCUUCUACCACGUGUACAGAGUUUUGUAACUGGGCUCAAAUUAGAGUUAAUCUUUUCAGUUGGGAUCUUUGUUUGGAUAAUGUUAGUCUUUGUUAUGUCAUUACUUGUAUACUGACUUGAACUUAAAAUAGUGUUAAUUAAAAAGGUCCUGUAUUCUGAUGGAUGCCUCACUCAAACUCACCUUAAACUGAACCAAGCCUCUUAUUUUCUCAAGUGUGAUUGUAGUUUGGGACCAUAAGCUCAGAUGUAAACCAGCCCUGUUUCCACUACAUGAUACAGUUCAUGCUAUUAGGUAGAGCUAUACUUUUAGUCAAAUUUUAGUAGUUUUUUUAAGUCAUCUUGAUGUAUUUUAGAGAGUUUCAUCAUCAAUUUUAAGUGUUACUCUAGUAUAGUCUUACAUUAUUACAAAAAUACUCCAAAAAUGAAAUAAGAAAAAUAUAUAUCUGUAUUGGUGCUUCAGUAGCUCCAUCAGGUGGUGGUUCAAUUUCCUGCUACUGGCAUCGUACACUGUGCUGCCCUUGAUCAAGACACUUCAGUCAUCUUUAUCAAUGUGCUGCUGUGGGUUGUAGAAGGAAAAUUAAUAUAUAUUAAAAUCAUUAAAGAUUAAAAAAAAUUGGUCUCAAAUGACCAGUACACGUGUAUCUGCAGGUUUAACUCUGCAUCUAUGGCAUUGUUCAAUGAAAAGUGUAGUGUAGUUUUGUGUUAAAUUUUAUUUAAACCCAUUUUGGUCCUAAUUUUCUUUUCAUAUUCAUAAUAAACCAUGAUCUGACCCAUAUAGUGUGGAAACGGGGCUUGUGUAUUUACCAUAGACUGUAUAAAAUGGAUUGAGUGAGUGUGACGUCAUCCACGGCGUUCGGCUCCAGUGAAAUGAAGCUCAUUGAGGCUAGAGCCGUUUUAGGGGACAAUUUGGAGCAGAGGUCCAUAUUUGGAAUUCUGAUCGUGAGUAUCAUAGCAACCAAAGAGCCAAUCUGCAGCAAAGCUGUUGAAGGUACCACCCCUUCCCACCCACACCUCUGAUUUAGCAGGGAGCUGGCGCUUGGCAACACUGUCAAUCAAAUCCUGUUGCUAACGCUAGUGGGCGUGACCUCGGAGAAAGAAGGGGUCUGAUUUGCCAUUAAUGUUCAUAUCUUGUUUCGAGGGCAAAAUCGUGAAAUAAAAAUACAAGGGUCUUGUAGGGGGGGUUAAUACAAACAUUUUAAUACACUAAAAUGAUGAGGCUCACUGAAUCGAUGGAACCAGAAGCACGACCAUGCUCACUUAUUUGGACCGCGUCGGUUAGCACGUUAGCUAUGUCCAUGUAUGUAUACAGUCUAUGGUGUUGAUGUAUUUUUGGAAAUAAUAGUUAAUCUUCAGGCAGGAGUCACAGGCUUAAAUCAGUGUAGGACUUGUCUCUCUGCUUCAGACUUGGAUGUUGUGAAUGAUGUGAGCAUUUAGCUGUAGCUGAACUUGUGCCUAAACUUUUGUCAAUGACGCGUUUGCACUACGGAGCGUCCGCCGUCGACCUCCGCCGCUGCUCUACUGCUGUUAUGCAAGUCUGUUCUGUCUUGAAAUAAAA